UAAUAUAUGGACCAUUUCUUAAGAUUCAUAAAUCCCCACGUCUUUUUGGGAUGUGUGCAGUUCUUGCAAUUACAAACAUCUAAAGAAAACGACGCUCUUCUUGGCACAAGACUUUUUGAAAGGUUAAGAAAAAUAGGUGUGCCAUAAGAAAAAAUUGAUUAAAUCAUCCAACAAGACAAUUUAAAUGGGAAACUCUCUCAGGUUACAGAAUUACUCAAACUGAGACAAAGAGCACUUGUAGAUUACGUUCAAGAAAAUUUAUGGACUGUGGAAGAAGCCUACUAAGCAUUAAUAAUAUUAUUCGAUUAAGGAGAAUAUGAGAAAGCUACAGAGAUUGUUGAUAAUCUAUAUCCCUGCGUGGAAGCAACUGAGAAGUUGAAUCAUUUGAGAAACGGAUUCCUAUGGGCUAGAUUAGUAAUAAAUGCCUUUAUAAAUUUAGAAUUGCAAAUUAAUUGGUCUUUUCAAGAACAGCAACAGCGCUUCAGUCUGUAUUGAAGCAAUCAAAGACUUAUUAAAAUAAGAAGAUCAAAUAAAAUAUAAUUUCAAACAAAGAGCAGAUCUCUUACAUGCUGGAGUGUUGGUUUGUUUUAUAUCUGACGAUACAAAUGCUUUCCUAGAACUCUUCUCAGGUGAUUAAUUCUUAGAGGUGGUUCACACCAUUGCUCCCUAUUUAUUAUAUUACUAUACAGUGGCUUUGUUGAUCAAUUAAUAGUUUGUUGGCAAUACUAGUCUCGCCUAAAUUGGUGCUAAUGCUAGCAAAUCAGUUAUACAUUUUCAUUUAUUGAAUUAUGUUGAGGAAAUCAUUGUUAAAUUUCAAUUCGAAAAUGCUAUCAAGAUGGUCAAUGAUAUUGCAACUGAAAUUGAUAAAGACUUUAUUGUGAAAUCCAAAAAGGCCACCAUCAUUAAUGCAUGCAAACUGUAUUUCUUUUCAACUUACAUUAAAAUCUUAAAUGGUGUAUAAAUUAAGUAAAAUUAUGCGCUAAAUAAAAUUAGGCAAUUUUCGACUUAUUUAUAACUAAAUGAAGAAGAAACUGAAUCCUGGUUGGUUAAUGCCAUUAGAACUUUAAAUAUCAAUGCCAAAAUAGAUGGGGAUAAAAUAAUUGUGUAAAAAUAGGAUACUAAUGCACAGAACACACAAGUAUGCAAUUCCAUUUAAAUUAGUUAUUAAAAUAAUUAAGAGACUUACAACCAAAAUCUAAUAUGUUAAUAUCAAACCUUUAAAGAAUUAUUAACAUUAAGUGAAUCAUGUAAAGUAUAGUAAUCAAU
This is a messenger RNA of Paramecium octaurelia, 1266 nucleotides long. The record is from the annotation of a GenBank genome assembly. Lineage: Eukaryota; Ciliophora; Oligohymenophorea; Peniculida; Parameciidae.